AUGGAGGACUAUCUUUAUCUAUCCGAAGGUGAAAGCGAGGACUCGACACUUUUGGCUAUCUACGUCAAAAUUUCCAACGACGAAUGCGUGGUGUCAUUGGCAUUUUGCCACUUGGAAGAUCACCGUUUCCUUAUUGGCCAAUUCAUCGAUUCCAGUUUACUUCCAAAUCUUGAGACUGCGAUUCUACAGUUGGGUGCUAGAGAAUGCAUUGUUCCUAGUGGUCUUCUGAGUUCCGACAUUAACGUUUCUAAGUUGAAGAGUUCUGACAAACCCGGUCGUCUCCAAUAUUUGGAACUUGUUCUCGAAAGAUCCAAUGUUCUUAUCACCGAACUUGAUAGAGCUGAGUACUUUACAAAUGACUGCUUCGAGGACUUAAAUUCGCUCCUUAAGCAGAACAGUACAUCAACUUCUAUCGAUGUUCCGAAUCUCUUUCACGCCAAAUCCGAGCUUGCUGAAGCAUUUCUGUGUCUGGGAGCAAUUUUUAGGUUCCUUCGCCUCCAAUCUAAUGAGGCUCUGGCGCACACCUUCACGAUCUCUUGUUUUUCGUUGGAUAAUCAUGUUCGGCUGGACAGUGCCGCUCUGAAUGCCCUUCAUCUACUGCCCACUUCCAGUGAAACAGAGAGCAAAUACAACAGCGUGUACGGUGUUCUGAAUCACUGUCGAACACCACAGGGGCAGCGGCUGUUGGCACAGUGGCUGAGGCAACCUCUCACUGAUGUUGCUCGCAUCGACGAGCGCUUGGAUUUGGUCGAGGCUUUUGUAGAUGAUAGCAGCCUUCGGAAUACUUUUCACGAAACCUCCCUUCGACGAGUCCCCGACCUCCCGAGACUUGCACGUCGGCUGCAGAUGUCGAAAGCUAGCCUUCAGGUAAUCUCCACAUCCACAUUCACUGCUGUUUUGCUUUCAGUAGUUGGACUGCGUAUAGAGACUAUAACGUUAUGGUACCUCAUUCUGUACUUCUUUUCGCAAUUCUAG
Molecule: messenger RNA, 975 nt
Organism: Echinococcus granulosus
Lineage: Eukaryota; Metazoa; Platyhelminthes; Cestoda; Cyclophyllidea; Taeniidae
Product: DNA mismatch repair protein Msh2
Exons: 7
Coding region: 1-975 (324 amino acids)
Biological process (GO): mitotic recombination; mismatch repair
Cellular component (GO): MutSalpha complex; nucleus
Molecular function (GO): ATP binding; ATP-dependent DNA damage sensor activity; mismatched DNA binding
Source: RefSeq, a predicted model, not a curated record